AUGGAUUUCCUGUUUGGGAAUCACAAGGGCGAGGAGCGCUUCACCUUCAAUGUCCAGGUUCAGUGCGUGCAGCCAUGGGUGCAGCUGAAAAGCAAGGGCAGAGCGGAAGACAAGCCGGCGGGGCUGGUCCUCAAGUGGAACAGGGACAACAAGCGAUCAGGCACCAGCAAGGUGGCCUUUGUUGAACCUGGUGACGUCAGCAGCGAUGAGGAAGGUGCAGCGGCAGGGGCCAUUCACUUCAAUGAGCUGUUUGAGAUACCUGCCACAUUGCAUAAAGAGCAUGCCGCGCACAAGAGCCCGAGCAGAGGUGCUGACGGGGACAGUCACAUCUGGCAGAAGAAGACCAUCAUUUUGACACUGCACGAUGCCGCAAGCGACGGGCAGCCAAAGGAGCCGCCGCUGGGCCGUGGGGUGCUGGACCUCGCGGAAUUUGCAGCUGGGGGGAGUGAUGUCAUGCCGGUGGGGAAGUUUCUGAAGAUCCGGCUGGCUGUAAACAAGCAGAUUGAGAAGGCAAAUGGCGGUCAGGCUAUCCACAUUGAGGCAACGGUCACGUGUUUGAGCGCCAAGGCCAAGAAGGCAGUGGUUCUUGAGAAGUCGAUGAGUCUGAGGCAGGAGAAGCCAAAAGCUGAGCUUAAGAAGGCGAAGUCGGCGCUGAGCAAGCCAGCGGCCGCUCCACCGGAAGCGGUUGACCAAGAUUUGAUAGACUCGCUGAUGGAAAGCGAAGAUGAAGGCAGCGACGGGGAACUGAGCAGCCAGCCUGGGAGGCAGAAUGGAGCUAGAAAUGGACAGCGGGAAAGCAGAGCGACUGCGGAGGGGGACGGUGAAGAAGUAGAAGAUGACGAAGAGGAGGUUAGAAAACGAAAAGGAAGCGCUGCCGAUGAUGCAGAUGACGACAGUGAUUUGGACUUCAUGACGGAGGAUGACUUUGAAGCCGUGGAAACACCCAAGCCAAAAAGCCCGUCCCGAACGGCCAGCGUUGCACGCACUCCCGAAAUACGCACGCCUACAAAGCCUGCAAGCACUCCUAAUGGGAGCACCCCUAUCAUUCCUGCAAGCACGCCAGAUAGAAGCACCUCUAAAGCCCCACCCAGAAGUCAGACGACAGGUGCUUCAAGCAAUACAGAAGUGCAAAAAGGUGCAAAGUCGAGCCAGGAAGCAAAAGCUUUACCGGAGGCCUCAGCAAAAGCUGCACUUUCGAAGUCCGCCAUGCAGCAGGGCGCGAUGCCACCGCAUCCAGAUUAUGGCGAGGGAGUGAGCGAUGGGGCAGUAGUAUCAGCGGCGGUGGGAAAGGCGGGUAUGGCCAUGCCGCAGGGGAAGCCGAUUGCGUUAAAGAACAAGCCAGGCACAGAAAAUGCAAAGAUGUCAAUGGCUGUUCUGGAUGCCGCAGAAAAGGUCAGGCUGGCGCAAGAGCGAGCGACAACAGCUGAGUCACGGGUUUUGAGGUUAGAGGGGGAGCUCCGGGACUGUGCCGCGCUCGAGGUGGCCAUUCACACCGCUGUGUCCGUCCACGGGCAAACCGCACACAAGCUGCACACCCCGGCCCGGCGGCUGGCACGCGCGUACAUCCAGGCACGGGGAAACGGGCUCUGGCCCCCAGAGAUUGCAGCGGGAACGGCUCGGAACAGCGUCUCGGGACUGAUUCUAGCGGCCCGGGCAUGCGGGGACGACGUCGGGAGGCUCGUCUACUGGUGGUCGAACUGUGUUGUGUUGCGGGAGAUGGUUGCGGCCGGGUUUGACAUCGAGAUGCGGAUUGCAGAGGAGAGGAAACGAACGGAGACGUCAGCAGCCGCGCCCGCCCCCAAGGUCUCAGCGGAGAUCCUCGAAGCGGAGCGGAUGCUCAACCGGAGCUCCGGAAAGGCAGCCCCAUCCCGAGACACCCCGCCCGCGAAACCCGGCGUGAACAAAGGGGACGACUCAGCCGGUAGUUCCGCUCCGGACGCGGGCAAAGGCAAAUCGGGAUGGAAAACCGCGGCGGGUUACUGCGACGCGCUGAAGAAAACGGAGGCUUGGAUUUGCGGAAAGGUUCUGCAGCUCCUGUGGUGGCGCGUGAUGAACCCGCCCAUGCAGCCCGGGUACCGGAGGAAGGCCGAGGUCCGUACCGGCGCUGACGUCAGCACGCCGCCGCUGAAGAAGACGGAGCUCGUGAUCGACGUCAGCAAGGUGCCGGUCGGGAGGACGGACCGGGCCCCUCCUUCCAAGGGCCCGAAGGUGGACAAGAAGGGGCAGAUCAUCGGGAGUAAUGGGAAGGUUGUUGGGUUUCGGAGCAAAUUGGACAAAGCGAAAGGCCCGGCGAGUCCGUCGUCAGGUGAAGCGUCCGAAAGCGCUGACGUGUCCGAGUCGGAUUCGCCGUCCACGAGCGGUGUGAAAACUCCGGCGAGCUCGCGAACGAGGAGGUCUGCGCCGACGGAAGACGGCGUGAUCGGAGGGGGCGAAGCUAGCCCCAGCGGACGCACCGAGAACGGACACGAAAACGGCAGUGGAAGCGGAAACGGAAAGGCGAACGGAAGCGGUAUCGGUGUAAGUGGGGAGAAAAGGCAAGGGAGUCGGGGGGGUCAGGGUUGCGAGGAGAGUCCACUGGAGUGUGUUGAGCUGUGGAAGGGGGUACUACUCGAGGUGGAGAAACUGUGUUGUCCCGCGCGCGCGGAGGGGCGCGAGUGCGGCUGCCUACACGUGUUGACACAACAGGUAUUAGACCACUGCAUCGCACGGCUGGACGUCGCCCUCUUCAAUGCGUUGCUGCGGGACCCCAAGAUCGACGGGCCCACGGAUCCCAUAAGCGAUCCCCUCACCGAGCCGAGCGCGCUGCCCAUCCCCGCGGGAAAGCUCACGUUUGGAGGGGGCGUCCAGCUCAAGAUCGCCAUCAAGGCCUGGUCCGAAUGGCUGCCGCAGCUCCUCAGCGGAGAGCUCCUGAACGGAACGGAAUGCGGCUCCGCUUCGCCCUCCUCAGCACCUCCCGGAGCGGAACCGUCCCCUUACCUGCGCGCCGCUGCGGACCUGCUGAUGCUGCCAAAGGAGAUGCUCAUGGACCGGGCCGUCAGAAAAGAGGUGUGCGGGCCUUUGACGCUUCCGUUGAUCCGACGCGUGCUGUACCUCUUCGUGCCGGACUACCAUGCGCCGGAACCUGUCCCAGCCUCUCUUUUAGCAGCCUUCAACGCGGAGGUUUCAAUGGAGAAGCGGCGCAAGGGCGAGGCCGACAUGGGCCCCUCCUAUCUGUACAACGCGCCCGCCGCGCCCUGCACCUAUGUGGCCGCGCCGUCGGCCCCCCUGCGCGUGCGCUUCGGCAAGGAUUGCGACGCGGCCGCGGCGCUCGAUGCGCGCGGCUACUCGAGCGACGACGAAGUGGACCAAGCGGAGCGACCGUUGCAGCUCUUGGUAGAAGGGCUCGGGGGAAAGGGGGAUCCCCCGGGCAACGAGACUGGGGGGAGUGACCAGAUUAGGGUAGAGAUCCAGGAUACUUUAUUGAAGGAGGCGGAAGGGGAGUCGGUGCAACGGUACCAGCUUCUAAGGAGGACGUGGCAGCCCAUUAGAUAA
Klebsormidium nitens is the source of this 3531-nucleotide messenger RNA. NCBI's taxonomy places the organism in Eukaryota, Viridiplantae, Streptophyta, Klebsormidiophyceae, Klebsormidiales, Klebsormidiaceae. The record is from the annotation of a GenBank genome assembly.